ACAUACAGAUUAUAUUUAUCGUAUUAUAUAACUUUUAUAUGAAAACAUAAAAAUAUGUAUAAAAAUAUUGCGUAAUUAAAGAAGACGCGCCAAAAUUUGAAUUGUUACGCUAUUCAAGUAUUUAUGUAUUAUCGUUCGGCGCCAAAAGGAGCCAUGACGACAUAGAAGAACACGCAGCUUAUUAUCGUAGAAUAUUUUAAAGAGAUUCUUCGUAUGAAAGAAGACACAGAGGUAGAAAUUCGUUUUAUUACUAUUAAAAUAGUAAGCGUUUAUAUUUUAUAAACGUAAAAACGUUAUUACUUUUCGCAUUGAUUUUUUUUAUCGAUCGUUCGUAAUAUACGAAAUAGAAAUCGUGUUAUCUAGUUUUCUUCAUUGUUGAAUACCGUUAAACUAGGUAACGUUUGGAAAAAAACGAGAAUGACCUUGGUAAGGUGACACGAGUUAUUACGAUCAAGUAAUAAAAGUAUCGGUGCUUAUAUUCUACGUCGCAACGAAACGAUCUCGCGUUUCAUGUAACUCGAUUUUGAGGUUAUGCCGUUGUUCUUUUGUUAUUUCAUUACGAUGGUAUCAAGUUUGGUACAGUGAUAUAACGUAAUUCUUCGUUUAUAUAUAAUCGUUCGAGUUAAGAAACAUUUAGUUAUUCUCGUCCAUGGGAUUUAUCGAUGAUGAAUUGCACGAAGUAUCAAAACUUUGUCACAAUGUUGUCGAUAGUAGCCGCAUCGUUUCUUGUGUGCAGACUAUGGUUCGCGUCGAAAUAACGAAGACAGUGUUCAAGAAGAUCGUCGUGUGCAUUCAAUUUCCAGAGAAUUAUCCGUCCGUUCCACUUUUAAUCGAGCUUAAAAGUAAGACUUUGUCGGAGAGAUUACUUGCUAGAUUAACAGACGUUUGUGAAAAGGAGUGCAAGAAUUUAUUAGGAAAAGCUCAGGUAUUACCGACCUUAAAGUUAAUUCGUAAUUUCAUCGAAGAGAAUCCUCUCAUUUGUUGUUACGAUGAGAUCUCAUCCAUAAAAAAAUUGCUUCAAGAGCAAGACGAGUUUAAAUUGAAACAGAAGAAUUCAAGUAUUACGUUAAGAAUUCAACAAGGAUUAUAUUAUUUUAAAGUUAAGAUCGAAGUACCAAACAAUUAUCCAGAUAGUUGCAUAAAUCUAGGAGACGCAGAGGCAAACUUUCCACCUGUACUCUCUCGUUACUUUUUGGGCCAAGGUAAAGAAUUAGGCAGAAGAUGCGUGGAACCACCAUUGCAGAAAGGAACUCAGCAAACAUCUUUUGCACCUUCUCCCUCUUUAGAAGUUGUCAUUUCCUUUCUUAUAAAAUCAGUAAAAACAUUGCCCAGAGAAAAUUGUCAAUUGUGCAAGAUACCUUGCUUGCCGGCGAAUCCAAAAGAAGUAGUGACAGACGAAAAAGCAAAUCUUCAUGUAGAAAGAUUAUAUUGCAGUCAUUUGUUUCACUUACAAUGCCUCCUAAAAUUCAUGAAGACACCCCCAUUCCAUGGGGGUAAAAAAUGUCCAACUUGCGGACAACGCAUUUAUCAUGACAAGUGGGGUGUCAGUGAGAAGCUCGCAGAGGAUCGUUGGGCACAUGAACAGGCGCGAGCUAGGGAAUUGGCAGAGGUAGCUGACUUUUUGGAAUGAAUCCUUUGCCGAUGUGCACAAACUUGUGUUUUAUCUCUGUCCAUGGUAUAGCUUAGGUGAACAUUAAUGAAAUCAAAAGCCAGAUAUCAUGAUGUAUCGUUACAUGGUGGUUAUGAUAUUAAUGAAGUUUUGCCACUGAACAA
Vespa mandarinia (Asian giant hornet) is the source of this 1773-nucleotide messenger RNA. RefSeq lists its product as uncharacterized. The record is from RefSeq and is a predicted model, not a curated record. Lineage: Eukaryota; Metazoa; Arthropoda; Insecta; Hymenoptera; Vespidae. Gene Ontology annotation, molecular function: protein binding.